Panicum hallii is the source of this 2552-nucleotide messenger RNA. Its product is annotated as amidophosphoribosyltransferase, chloroplastic-like. NCBI's taxonomy places the organism in Eukaryota, Viridiplantae, Streptophyta, Magnoliopsida, Poales, Poaceae. The coding region runs from base 267 to 1901 and encodes 544 amino acids. Gene Ontology annotation, biological process: purine nucleobase biosynthetic process; purine nucleotide biosynthetic process. Gene Ontology annotation, cellular component: cytoplasm. The transcript has 2 exons. The record is from RefSeq and is a predicted model, not a curated record. Gene Ontology annotation, molecular function: amidophosphoribosyltransferase activity.
CCUGGUCCAUGAACCAUGACUCCAGUACUGGCAGUACCUCUUUCAAGUCGGCUGAGUGUUAGGCCCACAUGUCAGUUGGUUAAACCGCCGCCAUCCAGCACGAGGCCCGGUUUGCCGACCGAGCUCAGCACAUCGCUUCCCAAUCCAACGGCAGCCAGGCGCCCACCACCCAAAACCCUUUAAAUCCCGCCCCUUGACGCGCACCCGGAGAGGGGCAUCGCCCGCGUGCCCUCACCCCGCUCCAAUCCCCUCCUCCCCUGACUCCAAUGGGAAUGACCGCCGCCGCCGCCGCCGCCACGUCCACGUCUCGCCUCCUCCUCCACCACCACGCUGCCGCUGGCUCCGACCGCCGCCACCAGCACCAGCUCAGGUACCCGGCGACCCAGUACGCUCUCUCGCUGCGCUGCGGCUCCGGCCGGCGUGAGGCGGCGGCCGGGGCGCUCCUGCCCGACCGCGUCACCCCGUUCUCCUACGGCGUCGGCGAGGACGCCGAUGACCACCCGCGCGAGGAGUGCGGCCUGGUGGGGGUCGUCGGCGACCCGGACGCGUCGUCGCUGUGCUACCUCGGCCUGCAGAAGCUGCAGCACCGCGGGGAGGAGGGGGCCGGCAUCGUCGCGGUGGGCGGGGACGGCAAGCUCAAGUCCGUGACGGGGCUGGGUCUCGUGGCCGACGUGUUCGGUGACCCGUCCCGGCUCGCCUCGCUCCCGGGCCCCGCCGCCAUCGGGCACGUGCGCUACUCCACCGCCGGCGCCGCCGCGUCGCUGCGGAACGUGCAGCCGUUCCUGGCGGGCUACCGGUUCGGGCAGGUCGCCGUCGCGCACAACGGCAACCUCGUCAACUACCAGGCGCUGCGGAACAAGCUCGAGGCCCGGGGGUCCAUCUUCAACACCUCCUCGGACACGGAGGUCAUCCUCCACCUCAUCGCGACGUCGCUGUCGCGGCCCCUGCUCGCGCGCGUCUGCGACGCGUGCGAGCGCCUCGCGGGGGCCUACUCGCUCCUGUUCCUCACGGCCGACAAGAUGUUCGCCGUGCGCGACCCGCACGGGUUCCGCCCGCUCGUGAUGGGCCGCCGCCGGAACGGAGCCGUCGUGUUCGCGUCGGAGACCUGCGCGCUGGACCUCAUCGACGCCACCUACGAGCGCGAGGUGCAGCCCGGGGAGGUGGUCGUGGUCGACCGCCGCGACAUGUCGGUGGCCUCGGCCUGCCUUGUCCCGCACCGCCCGCGCCGCGCCUGCGUCUUCGAGCACAUCUACUUCUCGCUCCCCAACUCGGUCGUCUUCUCCCACGCCGUCCACGAGCGCCGCACCGCGUUCGGCCGCGCUCUCGCCGAGGAGUCCCCGGCCCCGGGCGCCGACGUGGUCAUCCCGGUGCCGGACUCGGGCUUCUACGCCGCGCUCGGGUUCGCGCGCGCGUCGGGGCUCGAGUUCCAGCAGGGUCUGAUCCGGUGGCACUACAGCGGCCGCAGCUUCAUCCAGCCGACGCAGGCGAUCCGCGACCUCGCCGUGAAGCUCAAGCUCGCCCCCGUGCGCGGUGUCAUCGCCGGCAAGAGCGUGGUGGUCGUGGACGACUCGCUGGUGCGCGGCACCACCUCGAGUAAGAUCGUGCGCCUGCUCCGCGACGCCGGCGCGCGAGAGGUGCACAUGCGGAUCGCGAGCCCGCCCGUGGUGGGGUCCUGCCUCUACGGCAUCGACACGCCGAGCGAGGGCGAGCUCAUCUCCAACCGGAUGGACCUGGAGGGCGUGCGCAGGGAGAUCGGCAGCGACUCGCUCGCAUUCCUCUCUCUCGGCAAGCUGCACGGCAUCUACGGCGACGAGGCUGGGGACUACUGCGACGCGUGCUUCUCGCGCAAGUACCCCGUGCUUCCAACUCUGGCCGACCCGGCCGCCGAGCCCGAGGAGUGAGGCGGUCAGCAGGCUCUGCUGGAGGAUACAAGGCACGCUUUCUGCUGAAGUUGACUCACAGAGAACGAGACUGAACCAACCAAAGGCGUCUCCAGAGUCCAGAGAAGAUGCGUGCAGAGUGCAGCAGUUGAAAAUCGGGGCAGUUUUUACACACGAGGACGACGUCGCGUGUCUGUUGAGUCCAGAACGCUUGUACGGAAAAACAAUAGAUUUGUUUUUCUUUUGGUACGUUUGAUAGGUAUGGAUGCUUCAGGAUGAAGAGCCGCUGGAGUUUGCUUCAGAACGACGCACAGAUCAGCUACUGCCGAGCACUACGGUUUGUUGAUAUCUGAAGGAGUGAAGUUGCAAACCAUUACUUGUCUGCUUCUCGGAAUCUAUCCGCUCUCAAUGAAAAUUAUCCCGACUGAUUCAGUAGGAUCACCACUACGCGGCUUUCAUCCAUGCGCGCCCCUCGUGAGGAACUUCUAUAGACUAUACUGUGGGCUUUCAUAUGAUUGCGGACAGGUCAGCGAUGACAUGACAGCGAAAAAUAAUGCACGCAAAUUCAGGGGUCGGAACUUGUGGCUGAUAAACUAUGCCGGAAAAAAAGUGGUUCUGUCUCAAGGCAGAUAGAGAGAGGAGGGAACUGCUGCGAGAUGGAGGAGGAGGAGG